This is a messenger RNA of Chelmon rostratus (copperband butterflyfish), 943 nucleotides long. RefSeq names its product proline-rich transmembrane protein 2 (gene prrt2). Gene Ontology annotation, cellular component: membrane. NCBI's taxonomy places the organism in Eukaryota, Metazoa, Chordata, Actinopteri, Chaetodontiformes, Chaetodontidae. The coding region runs from base 152 to 817 and encodes 221 amino acids. The record is from RefSeq and is a predicted model, not a curated record. The transcript has 5 exons.
UGAACAUAACGUUACCAGGAUGCCAAAGCUAGGGACGCUCCGGCUGCGUUGAGACAGUCGCUGGAAUUAAAACAAAUAAACAGAAAAGGUGUAACUGCAGGCCAUACACACAGGACUGGACCGCGAACAGAGGCUUCAUUUUGAUGUCAGCAUGGCUGUGAACAUGAUGCCAUGUCCCACCAUUUGGCCAGGGGAGGAACAACCAUCGCUGCUGGACCAGGAGGGCUCUCUGUCGAGCCAAGCCCCCAUUUCUGAACCCUGCCUACCAGUCAGAGGUGAACAACUCAUCUGCAGCAGCCCGGCCGGCACAAGGCCCCCCCGCAGCAAAUCCAAAGGAGAGCUAGUCAUAGUCAUCAACGAGAAGCUGAAGAACAGUAACGGGAUCCACCCGGCGCCUGCAGAGAGCACCUCCCCAGUUAUCUCCUCUCCUCCCAGAAGACAGCACUCCAUCUCUUACCCCCAUCACGGCAAAACCAGGAAGGGGAGCAGGGCAAGCUCCAUCGGCUACACCGCCUUCUCACCCAGGCCGUCGCUUUCUCGCCACUCUAGCAUCGCCACCAACCCUCCUUUGGACCGUACCAAAGUUAAAGACUACCUCCUCCUGUCCGUGCUGGCCUGCUUCUGCCCUGUCUGGCCUAUCAACAUUGUGGGAUUUGUCUACUCCAUCAUGUCCAAGAACAGUCUCGAGCAGGGGAACCUGGACGGCGCCGUGCGCCUGGGUCGUGUGGCCAAGAUGCUCUCCAUGGUGUCACUAGUAGGAGGGACGGUCAUUAUCAUCGCCUGCAUUGUCAACCUGGCCAUAAAUGUGAAAACCUGAGUUUCAUCCCAGGAUGAAACUGGAUAAGGCAACUGACCGUCUGGCCCGCACCUGCACCACCGUCUUUACCGCCUAGUCAUUACCUGGAUGUGUGACAAAUAUGCACCUGAUAUACAGCGCUUACUU